Molecule: messenger RNA, 2880 nt
Organism: Alternaria novae-zelandiae
Lineage: Eukaryota; Fungi; Ascomycota; Dothideomycetes; Pleosporales; Pleosporaceae
Exons: 2
Coding region: 1-2880 (959 amino acids)
Source: RefSeq, a predicted model, not a curated record
AUGCUGCAGGACACCCUCAGAUUUCUUUCGCGCAACUUGUUGAAAUCCGACGUCUUCUCUAGGCAGCCACCCUCACAGACGAACAACAUGGCGACCCCCAAAAUCACCACAAUACCCACCGAAAUCCUCACGACCAUAUUCGAGUACUUUGUAGACGACCACGAAACGCUCAAAAAUGUCAGCAAGGCCUAUCCAGAGCUCGCUCCAGCGGCAAACACAGUACGCAACUCCGUUCGAAGAAUCCUUGUCCGCGGAAAUGGUGCACACGAAGCGUGCACAGAGUUUCUCCAAGAGCUUUGUCUGGCCCAUACACCGUCUGGUAAACCCAUUGGACCCAUACGCUAUCUUGAGCUCGUCUUCGACAGCCGGGCACAAUUCCGACUAGAAAACACAUUGCAGGACAUCCUGGAUUUCCUUCCAGCGGUCCAACACGUCACGCUCAAAAUCAACGCUCGGCCCUUCCCCGAAAGUCCUAAGCAGGAGCUUAUCGAAAAUUUCAAAGAGAAAACGCGCGGAGCCGUGGAAGACUAUACGAAACUCAUGGACAUGCUCAACUCACUGAGGCCGGCAAGAAAAAUCGGUCUUAGCCUCAUCAUCAACGAUUGCAUACUCCGUACCUCACCUAUCAUCGCACAACAAUACCCAAACAUCACGCUCCGAGAAUUCGACGUCAAGAUAUACUUGUGUCAACGCAAUACCCUCGCCGCCUUGGCCCAUCGUCUGCUCUACGCAACGAAAACCCUGACCGACUUCACGAUACUAGAGGACCAAAAGAGUCCAUGGGAAUGCGACUGGAUCCCUCUUCUCAUGCCGUUUUCCGGUCUCACUUCCCUCAAAAAACUACACAUAUCGUCUGGCUGCUGGUUCUCAAACUCGGCAUAUAACGCCAUGCAGGGUCGCCAGGGCUUUCUAUGGAAAGGCGAAAUAGUACGCCCAUCCAUCGUCCAUUUACUGCCCCCAUCGCUUUCCUCGCUCCGAGUAGACUUUAGUGGUAGCGCGGCCAUUUUCGCCGUGGGUGAUGGAUACCGUGCCGCCUUCUUCCGCAUGACGUCCGACGAGAUCAAAAUGAAAAUGAGACCGUGUUGGAACUGGAUAUACGAGAUUGCCGCUGCUGAUCCUUCGCGAUCUCCUCGAUUGGAGAAGGUGGAGGUGCUGGAGCUGAAAUAUGUGGUCAGUGAUAGGGGUAGGGUCGUCAGGUGUGCGGAGCCGAUGGAUUGGGACCCGCCUGAUGAAUUGAAGAAGGCGUUUGCGGAUAGGGGGAUCGAAUUGACGAUUCAGAUCAGGGAAACCGACGUUUCAGUCUCCAGAAACAUGUCCAAACCCAUAAUCACCACGCUUUCAAACGACGUCUUGGAUCAAAUCUUCGAGGAUGUGGAUCGAAAGGAUCUGCUGAGUCUGAUCAAGACGCACCGAGUCUUUCACAAAUCCGCCCAACGCCUCUUAUUCCAGUCGAUUGACCUCCCUGUACAAUCGACCCUGGCCCCUCCAUUCGUUCAAGGCGGGCAUGCUGCGGAAGUCAGCCAUCUACCGACACCCCAGGAUCGGCAGGAUCCGGAUGAAGAGCCGCUGCGGUAUCGACGGGAACCCCUUCCAUUACUACCUCCGGUCUUCCUGCCACUAGAAGACUAUCAGAUCCCAAAAGAGUACAGGGAGCACGAGGCUUUUGGCAAUGUCGCGGCUCGGCAGCAAAGGAUUGCCUUGUUCCUCCAGGCUAUCGAGAAGGCGCCGCAGCUUGCAGAACAUGUACGCCACGUCCGGCUAGACUGCGAGUGGGGCCUACCGCUUUUCGUCCACGAGCAAGCCAUCACCAUAUUCGAUAAACUGCCGAACGUGCGAAGCAUCGAGGUCACAGUCAAAGACCGGCUGAAGGGUUCGAGAUGGGAUGCUUACCAGAACAUCUGCAUGAAGCAACUCUGGGCGGUACUCGAAGAUGAACCCAUCGAGACCGUCACUUUGAAGACACCGACGUUAAGGAUCCUCCGUGAACUCAUCCAGAUCCCUACUUUGAAGACAUUCUUGAUUGAAACCCCGGCGCCCUGGCAUGAAAGCCCUGAGUCCGAUAUCAAGAAAUUUCGCAUCAUUCACAAUUGGUUCGAGCCCGAACCCGACUCCCUCCCCAACCUCACACACUUCAACUCGGGAACCUUUCAAAUCAGCCCUCUCGCUCUGGGGAAACUGCUACGCCUAUCUGAGAAGACCGAGUCACUGCACCUAACCCUCAACUGCCUGUACGCCUGGCAAAGGGACAUUAUACCACCAUGGUUUCGUCCCACACCCCCUACCCCUCAAACCGUCAUCGACGUCCUGCAAGCAUACCCAGACCUCCCUUCCAGCUUAAAACAACUCUCCCUCCUCGAACCCCCUUCCGCCAACUUCAGAGAACACCCCUACCCGCCCUUCACCCCCUCCUUCACCUUCCUCAAAAACCUGCGCGUCCUCCGCGUAACCUCAUCCCUCUUCUACACCAAUGCCCACGACCUCCCCAACUCCGCCAAGAAAACAUGGAUCUGGCAGAAGCAGGACCGUUGCGCCGCAGCCGCAUACACCCUCGUUCCCCCCUCGGUUCGCGAACUAGAAAUCCAAUUCCCGAUGCCCGCAGAGGCUAUCUUCGCCACGGGCGAAGGCCGCGCGCAGUUUAGGCGUUUGCCGCAGGCGCUGCCGCCCAAGGGGUUGAACUGGAUAACGCAGUUUGCGGAGAUGAAGUUGAGUGGGCGAGGGUUUUUGACUGAGCUCACGUGUUUGAGGCUAACGGAAGUGGCGGGUGUUGCGAGCAAAGGGCAGGCUUCUGGGGCGUUUGAGGCGUAUAAGCCACCGAGGGUUGUUAGUGAGACUUUUGCUGAGGCGGGGAUUGAGCUUGUUAUUCGGCUUGCGAAAGCAUAG